AUGGCUUUUAUCACCAUGGAUAUCGACGGCCGCGCAGAGCGUCUCUACGGCUAUGUGAUCCCAGGCCUUGAAUUCGAUCUAAUCCUUGGAAAGGGUUGGGCGGAACGAAAUGACGUCGUCAUCGAUCGUACCAAAGACCUGCGUGACGCGAGACUCGUUUCCGCCAGCGUCUUCAUGGCGACAACGAAGCGCAUGCGCCGCCUCAAGAAAGACGCCCACCUUUUCUCAGUUACCAUCGCCGACAUCAACAAAGCUCUCGCCAAGCUCAGCGAGAAGAAAGCGAAACCGACCCUUGAACAACUCCAGCAAGACGGCCGAAUCCCACAAGAGAUCAAAGAUGUAGCUGGCGAUUUCCUAGACGACGACGACGUCGAUAUCACACCACCGCACAGAGAUAUCUGGGAUCAUGCCAUCAACCUCGAGAAAGACGACGAUGGUCGUGAUAAACGCCCACCGUUCGGACCACUCUACGAGAUGUCCCGUGACGAGCUCCUCGUGCUACGAAAAACUCUGACUGACCAUCUUGACAAGGGCUGGAUCCGCGCCAGCAGUUCACCCGCCAGCGCGCCUGUCCUCUUCGCACGAAAACCAAGUGGCGGUCUUCGCUUCUGCGUCGAUUACCGCGGCCUCAACGCCAUUACGAAGAACGACCGUUACCCUUUGCCGCUGAUCCGAGAGACCCUCCGCAACCUCGCCACUGCCCGAUGGUUCACCAAGCUUGACGUCCGCGCCGCUUUUCACAGACUUCGAGUCCGACACGGCGACGAAUGGAAAACCGCCUUUCGCACACGGUAUGGCCAAUUCGAAUGGCUGGUAACACCGUUUGGUCUCACAGGCGCGCCCGCGACCUUCCAGCGCUAUAUCAACUCGCACCUCCACGACCUCCUCGACGAAUUCUGCUCAGCCUACAUGGACGACGUCAUCAUCUACAGCGACGGCGACUACCUUGACCACAUGACCAAGGUCCGUACAGUGAUGGAACGCCUCCGCAAUGCCGGUCUUAAACUCGACCUCGAAAAGUGCGCUUUCGCCGUGAAAGAAGUCAAAUACCUAGGAUUCAUCAUCAAAGCCGGCGAGGGCGUGACGGUCGACCCGGAGAAAAUUCAGGCUAUUCGUGACUGGGAGGCGCCCACAACAGUGACAGGUGUCCGCUCUUUUCUUGGAUUUAAGUUGACCAAAUGGAAUUGGGACGCUUCAGCGCAGAACGCCUUCAACAAGCUCAAGGAACUCCUCAUCACCUCACCCGUCCUCGCGAUGUUUCACUCCGACCGCGAGACUGUACUCGAAUGCGAUGCCUCCGGAUGGGCCGUUGGCGCCGUCCUCUCUCAGCGAGACGAAAAGGGUAGACUGCGACCAGUCGGCUAUUUUUCACGCAAAUUCUCCGCUGCGGAGGUGAACUACGACAUUCACGACAAAGAACUUCUCGCCAUCGUCGCGGCAAUGGAGCACUUCUCAGGCGAGUUACGCAGCGUUGACAAAUUCAUAGUCGUCUCAGACCACAAGAACCUGCAAUACUUCAUGACCAACCGCCGCCUCUCCGAACGCCAGCGCGGUACAGACGCGCCGCUCAAAACCACACCCAUCGACGAUUCUCAAGCCCCGCCCAGAGGCGCCAAACUCUUCUUCGACUCCGCGCUUCAGUUGCUCUGGGACCGCGGCCUGAUCGAAGACGGCGAGUACCUGACUGCGAAAUCGACGACCGCGGAGCAUUGCUCCGGCGCGGCGCUUUAUGGGUGCCCAAUUGGGAACCACUUCGGACGGCACUGA
This is a messenger RNA of Hirsutella rhossiliensis, 1767 nucleotides long. Its product is annotated as reverse transcriptase (RNA-dependent DNA polymerase) domain-containing protein. NCBI's taxonomy places the organism in Eukaryota, Fungi, Ascomycota, Sordariomycetes, Hypocreales, Ophiocordycipitaceae. The record is from RefSeq and is a predicted model, not a curated record. The coding region runs from base 1 to 1767 and encodes 588 amino acids. The transcript has 5 exons.